Molecule: messenger RNA, 693 nt
Organism: Aspergillus clavatus NRRL 1
Lineage: Eukaryota; Fungi; Ascomycota; Eurotiomycetes; Eurotiales; Aspergillaceae
Exons: 1
Coding region: 1-693 (230 amino acids)
Source: RefSeq, a predicted model, not a curated record
AUGCACUUCUUCUCCUCUUUGGCUGCGCUAGCUACGGCCGGCAUGCUGGUCAAUGCGAACCCCCUUCAGAUUCACAUCGACGUACCCAACGAUACUCCCCUCCAGAAAGAUAUCCAGAGCGAUCUGAAUGCUGCUUCUUCCCCAACCCACUCCGUGCGUCCCACAGACGAUGAUAAGCUUGAUAUCGAAUUCGGCAAAUGCUACCGGAUCAAGGACCACAAUGACGAGAAACUCGGUCUGUAUAGUAUCUACUACAAAUUCGGCGGCGAGGAUGGCAACCGGGUGUUCCGCGUGUGCCGCGAGACGGGCGCCUGCAAGAAUGAAAAUCGAAAUGACCAGCAAGUCCGGACCCAGGAGCACUUCUACCUGAAGGAUGCCGAUGGGUCCUCCAUUUCCAACGGUCCGGCCUGGAUGGCCAGUGCCGGAAGCCUUCUGUAUCCUCUUCCAAAUGGUUACCCUAACCUCUACAUUGCCAAGUUAUGGGGAUAUCCUGUGUGUGAAGAUGACGAUGAAGACAAAGACGGUGAAGAUUGUGAGAUCUGUGUCAGCCAGAGAGAGGCCUAUAAUAAAUGGAAUGGCCUCUCGACGCAAGCAAAUACGAAAUAUAUAACUACGUCACCGAACGAGCGGCAAUGCGUUUAUCUCAAGUUCAAGAAAGUCAGAUGUCCUCCCCAUCUGAUGUCCGAGGAUUAG